Messenger RNA from Ogataea angusta, 2619 nucleotides. RefSeq lists its product as uncharacterized. Lineage: Eukaryota; Fungi; Ascomycota; Pichiomycetes; Pichiales; Pichiaceae. Bases 1 to 2619 code for a protein of 872 amino acids. The record is from RefSeq and is a predicted model, not a curated record. Gene Ontology annotation, molecular function: RNA binding. Gene Ontology annotation, cellular component: mRNA cleavage and polyadenylation specificity factor complex. The transcript has a single exon. Gene Ontology annotation, biological process: mRNA 3'-end processing by stem-loop binding and cleavage.
AUGUUUGAGUUUGUGUCAUUGGCGCCGCCAAAACAAAUCGCCGAGCCCGUGGAGGACCCCGACGAGGACUCGUACGACCCCUUUGAAGAACAAGGCGUGAAGGACGAGGACGAGGACGACAAGAAAGCCUUGCAGCUCGAACAGCUGAAAAACACUUCCAAGACACAAGCCAGGCUUCUCACGUUUGACGGCCAAAUAAAUAUUCUGGCCGACCCUGGAUGGGACGGGGUGAGCGACAUAUCGUAUCUGGAGCCGCACGUCCCCAACAUCCAUCUAAUCAUCCUUUCGCAGACCACCACCGAGUACCUAGGUGCCUUUGCGUAUCUUCUGUACAAAUACCCGAUUCUUCGCAAAGUGAAAACCUAUGCGACGCUUCCUGUUUCGAAACUCGGACGAUUGGCGACCAUAGAGCUCUAUAGAUCGGCCGGGCUCGUUGGCCCGCUGAAAGGGGCCGUUCUGGACGUGGAAGACGUGGAAAACUACUUCAACUCCAUCAUCACAGUCAACUACUCGCAGUCCGUGUCUCUCACGGGAAACUUGUCGGGAAUUACAAUCACAGCGUACAAUUCUGGUCACACACUAGGUGGAUCGUUCUGGCUGCUCAACAAGGACGCCGAGAAGAUCGUGUACGCCCCUACAUGGAACCACUCCAAAGACUACUUCCUCAAGCCUGGCCGCUUGAACUUACCGAAUCUCCUCCGUGCCACCACUCUGAUCAGCGGGUCUGACUUGGGGUCCUCGUUGUCGCACAAGAUGCGGAUCAGCAAGUUCAUGGAGCUCGUCAAGCUCACAUUGAUGAAUGGAACGUCCAUCUUGCUCCCGACCUCUGUCACCGGCAGACUGCUGGAGCUGCUUCCACUGCUGGACCAGAACGUGCCGGUGGAUAUCAACUUCUAUCUCGUCUCGUUCACAGGCAAGAAGUCGCUGGAGUUUUCUGGCAACAUGCUGGAGUGGAUGUCGCCGGACAUCACCAAGAACUGGGAGAACCAGAACCAUACGCCGUUCGAGUCGAACAGACUAAAGCUCAUCUCGUUGCGGGACCUUGCCUCUCUCGACCACAGGCCAAAGAUCAUCUUUGUGGACGGCACAGAUCUCAACGAAGGGUCUCUUUCGAGAGACUGUUUUAUAGAGCUUUGUUCGAAGCACAACACCGCGCUGAUCAUGACUGAGAGACCAGAGGUGAACACCACCGCAUACGACGUGUACAAGGAAUGGGAGAAUAAGGUGAAGAGCGACAAUAAUCUGAAAGACGGCGCCCUGACCAUUCUUGAGAAACAAAUGUCUCUGUCGGCAACGAGGGAGGAAAAGCUGCGUGGUUCAGAGCUGAACGCGUACAAGAAGAGUGUUGAGGAGCGCAGGCAGCGCCGCAAGGAGCAGGAGGUGCAAGAAAGACUAAACAACGACCUGCUGGACACGCUGAUCGGCGAGGACGACGACGAUGACGACGACGAUUCGGAGUUUUCAGACGCAGAAGAGGCUGGCGCGGACGCCGAAAAUGGAGAAAACGGCGAAGUCAAGACCACAACGACCUCCACCGCGCUAACGCAGUCCACGCACUCGGCUAAGGACGAAGAGGACCAUAUCACUGUGGACCAGAUCCUGCAGAUGCCUAUGGACUUUGACGUGCGGAACGCCAAGGGAAGAAAUAGGAUGUUUCCUUUCAUUGUCAAGAAAGUCACCGUCGACGACUACGGCGAAGUGAUCAGACACAGUGAUUUCAUGAGAGAGGAGGAAAAGUUCCCGCUCAACAAGCCAACCUACGAGGAAGAGGUGGAGGAAGUUGUGGAGGAGUAUUUGGAGAACGGGAAGAAAAAAAGACGGACAGUGAAAAGGCCGGUCAAGAGAGUCAGAAAAGCCACGGUGGUUGAACAGGUGAAGGAGAAAGACACUGUCUACAACCUGGAUGCACUGGCUGACCCAAAAGUGCGCAGUAUCAAACCUAUCUCUGUGGAAAUCAGGUGCGGUCUUGCGUUUGUGGACCUGUCUGGACUGGCGGACCUGCGAUCCAUGAGAAUCACCUUCAACUCGGUGAAGCCCCGCAAGGUUAUCUUGCUUCCAAACACCACACAGGCCUAUAUGGGCGGCGCUUUGGACGUUAUGGACGCCGUUAUGGCUCAGCAGAAAUCCAAGAUGCUCGCUAUUUACCAGGCCGACGACGCAUCUGGCAUCCUGGGCACAGACUACAUUCUGUCCAAGUUCAACGAGAAAAUUGACCUCGGCAAUGUCGUCACCUCGUACGACCUUGUGAUCUCCAACGAGCUCAACAGCACGCUCAACUGGCAGGCAAUCACUGGCGGAUACUCGAUCGCACACGUUUACGGAGAGGUGGUGCCGGUGGCGCCUGGAGACAAGCAUCUGAAGCUUGUUCCGCCUACAAGCACAAACGUGAUGCCCGUGUCCAACUCGAUCAGCAUCGGAGACAUUAGACUAGCAGAGCUGCGUCGCAAGCUGACGGAGCUGAACCACGCUGUCGAGUUCCGAGGCGACGGCACGCUCGUGGUGAACAACCAGCUCGCCGUAAGAAAAGUCACCGACGGCAACCUCGUGAUCGACGGAGCGAUAGGCCAGCUUUUCUACCAGGUCCGCAACCUCGUCCAGGAUAUGCUCGCGUACGUUUGA